Messenger RNA from Gavialis gangeticus (Gharial), 3283 nucleotides. RefSeq names its product nuclear prelamin A recognition factor (gene NARF). Gene Ontology annotation, molecular function: lamin binding. The transcript has 11 exons. The record is from RefSeq and is a predicted model, not a curated record. NCBI's taxonomy places the organism in Eukaryota, Metazoa, Chordata, Crocodylia, Gavialidae. Gene Ontology annotation, cellular component: lamin filament. Bases 87 to 1460 code for a protein of 457 amino acids.
AACAAAGGGCAGGCGCGCGCCUGCUGACGGGGCUUUGUGCCUGGUGCGGUCAGCCCGCCCGAGCCACCGGGCCCGCCGAGCCGCCAAUGAAGUGUGAAAACUGCACCAAAAAGGAAUGUAGUAAGAAGCAGAAAAACGAUGACAAGCAAAACGCAUCUGUUGAUACCCUAAGUUCAAAUGAUGAAGAGAAAAAUGAGUUCCAUAAGUUGGCUAAUGCUAAAAUAUUCCUUAGUGACUGCCUAGCUUGUGACAAUUGUAUGACAUCUGAAGAAGGAGUUAGGGUUUUCCAACAGAAUCAGAAAGAGCUCUUCCGCAUACUCAACCUUAACAAGAAAUGUGAUGUCUCAAAACACAAAGUUUUGGCAGUGUCUAUAUGCCCUCAAUCAUUGCCUUAUUUUGCUGCUAAAUUCAAUAUCUCUGUAAAUGAUGCAGCCAAGAGACUUUGUGGCUUUCUCAAAAGUCUCGGGGUACAUUAUGUAUUUGACACCACUAUAGCUGCUGACUUCAGCAUCCUGGAGAGCCAGAAGGAAUUUGUGCAGCGCUAUUGCCAACGGAACCAGGAGGAGCAUGCCUUACCAAUGUUUGCCUCUGCUUGCCCUGGUUGGAUCCGGUAUGCUGAAAGGGUACUUACCAAUCCAGUGACUCCACACAUUUGCACUGCAAAGUCUCCACAGCAGAUCAUGGGCUCCCUGGUGAAGGGUUACUUUGCCAGGCAGCAGAAUCUGUCUCCAGAUAAAAUUUUCCAUAUAAUUGUGGCACCUUGCUAUGACAAAAAACUGGAAGCCUUGCGGGAAGAUUUUUACACUGCCUUGUAUAAUUCUCAAGACGUCGAUUGUGUGCUAACAUCAGGUGAAAUUGUCCAAAUAAUGGAGCAGAAAAAUAUAUCUAUGACAGAUGUGACUGAAGUAGCUGUAGACAGUUUGUUUGGUGACAUAAAAGAAGUGGAUAUAGUAAGACAUGAUGGGAAGAGAUCUGAUGGUUACCUAGAGCACAUCUUUAAGUAUGCUGCAAAGGAGCUCUUUGAUAUGGAUGUUAAUGAAAUCACCUACAAAGCACUAAAAAACAAGGACUUCCAGGAAGUCACCCUGGAAAAAGAUGGUGAGACAGUGUUGCGUUUUGCAGCAGCUUAUGGCUUCAGAAACAUUCAAAACAUGGUCCUGAAAUUAAAGAAAGGGAAGUUCUUGUAUCAUUUUGUAGAAGUUCUUGCAUGUCCUGGAGGGUGCUUAAACGGAAAAGGCCAGGCCCAAACAGAAGAUGGAAAACUAGACAAAGCAUUGCUUAACCAGAUGGAGGAAACGUAUGCUGCUGUCCCUGUAAGGCUUCCAGAAACCAACAUGUAUGUGCAGAAGCUGUACCAGGACUGGCUUGAAGGGAUGGAUUCCAAGAAAGUCCAAGAAACUCUGCACACCAAAUACCAUGCCAUGAAUCAAACUGUGAACAGCUUGGAUAUCAAAUGGUGACAAAUGAGACUCAAAAGCUUAAAGACUUGCAUAGGUUAGCUAUAAAUUCAGCACUGGAACCAUUCUAUGCAAUUGCAGAUGCUAUGCAGUAGCCAGGUGUACAAACGAUACACUUUCCUAAUUGCGGAUCAUACUCUCAAAGAAACCAUUGCUUUUUGGGUGGGGGGCUAGCUUGUUUUGCCCUGUUCCACCCCCCCACCCCAGUAAGUGCUUUGAUGUAUUCUGGCACGUGUUAGACAUUAUGCUUCAUCUCCUAUGUAUAUGGGGAUUUCUAACUUGCCUAGGGCCUGAUCUUGCAAGGUACUGUGAGCACUUUGCCAGAAAGAAAGUGCUUUCAACUCCCAGUUAAAUUAUUUCAGGUCAGGGGUUCUCACCACUCUACAGAGCUGGACCCCUAAUAUGGGGCUCUCACUAACCCUUGUGUAUGUUGUUACUUUCAUCAGUGGAAAGUAGCCACCACAAGAUAGUUGAAGUUUUAAGGGUACAGUGUUAGGACUCCUUUUUGCCUAAAAUGUCACUUUAUGUGGUGACGUGAGAAAUGUAAUGAAUAAAUUAAAUAUAUUUAUUCCAUCAGCAUUAAAUUAAAAGUUCCUAUACCAAAACCAAAUGCUGGCAGUCAGCUUCGUAUUGACACACUAACCCUGGGAGGGGGGUUUGCAGGCAGUCCUAAAUCCUGUUAACUUCUCUCUCUCUCGUUUUUCCACAAACUAGAACCCUGGUUGAAAGUGAAUCACUUGCAAUAAAUUUUUUAUUUUGUCUGACUUCAUUAUGAAAGUGAGACACUGAUAGCAACAUUUUGUCUGUCUUCAUAUGGUAUUAUGUGCCCACUAAAAUCCACACUGCCUCUGUGCUACGAGAUUUACAACACCUCUGCUGUUUUUAUUUUCAGUUAGCCCUGAGAGCACACCAGAUUGUGUUGUCAUUUUGUAAUGCUUGACAGUCUUUUCUCUUUCUUUGAGUGCCUCCUAACUUUUUUUAAUCUUAAUUUGUGGAAACUAGUGAGCUAAUAGAAAACAGUACAAACUGAAAUACCUAAUUUGGAUGAAUUUUAAUUUUGCUAUGUUGUAUGGAUGUCUUGUUUAAUUAACGUCUAAAAAGUGGUACUUGGUAUAACCUUCCUUGCACUCACAAUUCGUGGGGGUUAUGUUUAAGAAUGUGAUGCAAAAUUCCAGCUACCUAAGUCGUCUUUCAGUUUUAUAGAAACAUUAUGCUUUUGUGUGUUUGUCUCUUUAUUGGCCUUCUUUAACUAAAGGAGUUUUAACUUGCACAUUCCAUUUCAGAAAAUGUGGAUGGGCUUUGUCAUGAUCUCAGGAAGUGGUUUUUUAAAUGCAUCUAAUUUAUAAUCUGUUACUGUGCUUGUGUGUAUAGCAGCUGGUGUUACAAGACCUCUCUAAAUUUUGAGAUCAGGAUCAAGCCCUCUGCUGGGAGGCAUUCACUGCUUCCUUUUUUUAAUAACCACCAGCCUAAUAGUACAUAAAGUGAGCUUUUGCCAUUAUCAUGUAUAGCAACAAGGUCGCAGUGAGAAACGAGAAAUGGUACUGAAACAUCUAACCUAACCUGUUGGAAGAAGCCAGUGGCAUUAAAAUGGACCUGUUGACUCAAGUGUGGCUUCCACCUAGGCUUCCUCUCCUUCAAUAAUAAUUAAUUUCAAUAUAAAGGGAUGUGUUCUUCUUCCAAUGCACGUAGAUUUGACUGGUAUGGCUACCUGCAUGCACAAAAUGAUUAUACCUUCAAGUAAGCUUUUAUGGGAUUCAUUUUCAUUAAAUAAUGUAAAAUGUUACAUUUUUUUAAAGUGGUGCAAUAACUGAACAUAGCUAUAAAAA